This is a messenger RNA of Plasmodium inui San Antonio 1, 798 nucleotides long. RefSeq names its product pseudouridylate synthase. The record is from RefSeq and is a predicted model, not a curated record. The transcript is spliced from 2 exons. Lineage: Eukaryota; Apicomplexa; Aconoidasida; Haemosporida; Plasmodiidae. Gene Ontology annotation, molecular function: RNA binding; pseudouridine synthase activity. Gene Ontology annotation, biological process: pseudouridine synthesis. Bases 1 to 798 code for a protein of 265 amino acids.
AUGGAGAAGAAGAUAUCGAGGAGGAAAUCGGACGAAUUCAUCAAAGAAGGAAAUGUAAAGCUGAAUAACAGAAUUGUUAAAAACCCAGGAACACAUAUCGAUGUAACAAAAGAUAAAAUAAAAAUUUUGGGGAAAACACUAAACAUUCUCCAGACGCAAAAAAUGAUCAAUCAAAAUGACAACAACAUGUACAAAUGGUUUGUUCUUCAUAAGCCCAAGGGACUUCUAUGUACAUCCGAUGACGAGAAGGAUAGGGCUUCCAUAUAUUCCCUCUUCCCACAGGACAUAAUAGACAAGUACCGGCUAGUCUCCGUAGGCCGACUUGACCGGAACACAUCUGGCGUCCUCCUCCUCACCAACGAAUACGCUUGGGUCAACAAACUAACGCACCCAAGGUACCAACGAAUAAGAACAUACAGAGUGCACGUCGAAGGACCGGCACAAAUGAAAGUACUAAAGGAGCUAGCUACAGGUGUAUAUCUACCAGAGGAUGAUAGAGGACGAAAAAAGCAAAAAAUAAUGAAAACAGAAAGAACACAGCCAGCAUUUAUUGAAAUAUUAAGGCAAGAAACCAUAAAAGUAAAAGAUCAAGUCAAAAGGAUAAGCGUAUUAAACAUUAGCGUACGCGAGGGACGAAACAGACAAAUUAGAAAAAUGUUUGAGCAAAUAAACCAGCCGGUGAUUAAGAUAAAACGAACUGCCUUCGAAAAUAUAACCCUCAAGGAUAUAUUUUUCCCCAAGCAGUAUCGCGAAUUGACCCAUCGGGAGGUCUCCGAUUUGAAGACACGCCGCUUCUAA